AUGCUUACUGAAGACGACUUCUCUAGAUAUCGUUCGAUAGUGGUCCCACACUCAGGAGUUAUCUAUACAACGCUUAGCAACAACCGAAUGAUCUGUGGCCCACCCCCACCAUCUGGUUCAGCUGUGGCGCAAGCCAUUUUGAAUAUCAUGGACGGGUAUAAAAACGAUAUGAAAUCAUUCGAGGACAUAGCUCAGUUCUAUCAUCGCUUCAUUGAAUCUUCGAAAUUUGCGUAUGCGGCUCGAACAUGGCUUGGCGACCCUGCGUUUGUCGACAAUGCGACCGAAAUCGCUGACAACAUAACCUCAAAAAAGUGGGCUGAAUGGGUGAGAUCGAAGAUCACUGAAGAGACCCAUCCUGAUGAGUACUAUGGAGGAUCGCUCGAGGCUCCUGCAGCGGACCAUGGUACUACGCACAUUUCCGUGAUUGAUAUUCACGGAAACGCCGUCUCCGUCACGUCCACUAUCAACUUGUACCUUGGAGCAGCGGUAACGUCUCCAUCGACAGGAAUUCUUUGGAACGACGAAAUGGACGACUUCUCAACACCUCAUCAUCCCAACACGUUCGGAAUUCCACCGUCACCAGCUAAUUUCAUUCGACCCGGGAAGCGACCAAUGAGCAGUCAAAGUCCUCUGAUAAUCUUCGACAAAACGCCUGGGAAAAGUGCGAAGCGCGUUUUGGUGGUAGGAGGAGCAGGCGGAUCGACCAUAAUCAGUGGGGUGGCCGGUGUGGCACUACAUAAUCUCUAUCUGAAGGCCAAUGUGAAACAGGCAGUUGAUGCGCCUCGACUUCACAAUCAGCUGUAUCCAAACUCCACCUCAUAUGAACCGAACUUCCCUCAGGCCUAUCUGACGGAAUUGGAAUCUCGCGGUCAUAUACUGAAGAAAGUUCGAAAUCUCACCGUGGUCACAGCUGCUGAAAGAGCUGCCGACGGCCAGCUGUACGCAAAUAGCGAUUUCCGCAAGGGUGAAGAAAGCUCACCAGCCGGAUACUGA
Molecule: messenger RNA, 993 nt
Organism: Haemonchus placei
Lineage: Eukaryota; Metazoa; Nematoda; Chromadorea; Rhabditida; Trichostrongylidae
Source: the annotation of a GenBank genome assembly